CGAUUGAGCUGCAUGUGCUCUCCCAUCUUCACUCCCCCACUCUCCCCCCGCCCCCCGUCCGCGGGUUAUCACCUAAGAAAUGGUCUUACGCCCUAAUCAGUAGCUAAUCAGUGGCCACACAUAGGUGAUCACGCUGAUCCUUUCUCCGGCAAUCAGUUGCUCCCCGUGUCUUGUUCCGUUAACCCAUGUUUGUGUUUUGGUCUUUUUGAUCGGUUUUUGUUGAUUUUUUUUUUUGUGGUCGCCGCAAAGGAAUAUUCAAUUGCAGUGAUGUCCACAGAGGAUAAUGAACCAAACUGGAACAAACUAUUAGAACAGGAUGACACCACGACGAACUCCUCAAAACAUAAUGGCUCUGUUGGAAUAGAUAUUCCUCCAAGUGAAGAGGCAACUGAAUUGGACAGAUGUAUCAGUCAAAGCGAGGCAGAGCAAACCAAAUUUCUUCCUACAACGAAUGACUCCACGAAUCUCAAGAAUGGGAUCAACACUCAUGGUGUGAAUACAAUACAGAUCCUAACAGGGAAAAACAAGGAUAUUACUCUCACCUCAAACGACAAGAAAGACAAAUUCAGGCCGUAUUCAUUAUUCCCUUGUUUCAAUUUUAGUUCCAAUAGUACAAAUUUUUCUACAGGAAAAAGUGAAAUACCAAACAGCCCUCUCAUAAAUGGCACAAAAGUUUACAUGACUAACAACCGAAAAAGUCAAACAGAUGUCAAUGCAGAAUGGAAGAGCAUCAAAAGUCAUACAAAUUCCCUCCAGAAGAGCUCAAAAUUCAUUCCAAGAUGCAAUUGUUGGCUGAUUAUACUUUACCUAGGUCUCGUGCUCACAUCUUUAUUAUGUGGCGUGAUGUGGUUUACAAAUGUCUACCAAACUGAAAUAGCAAAGAAACUGACGCUUUACAAUGGUAGCUUGCUGAUGAAUAAUUGGGCCAAUUCAUCUGUGAAACCAAAUGUGUGUGUUUAUGCAUUUAAUUACACCAAUGCAGAUGAGUUCCUUACAUCCAAUGAUGACAAAAUGAGGCUGAAAGUGCAAGAAGUUGGUCCAUAUUGCUACAAGGAAUCUGUGUUGCGGACGAACGUUGUGUUCAAUGAUGAUGAUGGAACAGUGACAUUCAGUGAAUUUAGAUCUCAUGAAUUUGAUGAAGAUGCUUCUCGGGGAAACAAAGAUGAUCUCUUGACUUUACCAAACGUUCCUGUCAUUGGUGCUAUUUCUCAAGUGAAGAAUUAUAACACUCUCUACAGGCGAGGUCUUGCAUUUACACUAAAGUGGUCGGAAAACUCAUCUCCGUUUGUCAAAGUAAAAGCUCAUGACUACUUCUUUGGUUACGAUGACUCGCUUGUGAAGAUAGCUGGCAAAAUUGCUCGAUUUCUUCACAAGGAAAUGCCGUUUGAUAAGUUUGGAAUUUUAGCAAAGAAAAGUGGAUUAAAUAAGGAUAGAAUAACUAUUCAGGGUGGUUACAAGGACUUGGAUCAUUUUGGGGAUGUAGUAGCAGUGAAUGGAGUGAAUGAAACGGACAAGUGGAAAUCUGAUGACUGCAAUGCCAUCGAAGGCAGUUACGGCUCAUUUUUCCCAAGAAAACUUUUACAAGACAAGUCCAAGCCAUUAUAUAUUUACAACAAAGAUAUUUGUCGGAAACUGCCGCUCGUUUAUAAAGAACAAAUUCCGUAUCAAGAAGGAAUGAUGGCUGAUGUUUAUGCUUUGCCGACAAAUGUCUUUGCUUCACCCAAAAGAAAUAGCUACAAUCAAUGCUUCUGUAAGCGAGAGUUUGAAAUUUCAUGCCCGGAUGGUAUCUUUGAUGCAGCCCCGUGUUCAUCAGGAUUUCCUAUGGUUUUCUCGCAACCACAUUUCUUGAACGCUGACCCAAUUUUGGUGGAUGCUGUUGAUGGUCUUUCUCCUAAUGAGACACUGCAUGAUUUUAAACUUCACAUUCAUAGGGGAUUAGGAAUCACAAUUGGUUCUGAAUCAAGAAUACAAAUCAAUAUUCGGGUGUCGAAAGUUCCUGAACUGUCCAUUCUUGAUCCGUUUGAGGAUGAUUCAGUGCUACCUAUUGUUUGGCUAGAAGUCGGCGUCGGGAAAAUUCCACCCAAACUGUUUGCAUUCAUUCAUCAUGCUUCAGUAACGGUGAACCUUGUGGAGAAAAUUCUCAAGUAUGGAUCUCUUUGUGUUUUAAUAAUAAUUUUAGUGCUUCUUAGUCAUUCGUACUUUAAGAAACUUUUGCCUUGGUCCAGAAGACUGAAAAUGAAACCCACUGGAGACAAAGCGCAAACUAUCAACAUGAAUAAUGUCCUCACCCAAACAUGUACAAUCAAGAACAAAUUUUGAACCACCUCUCAGUGCCUCUUAAUGUUUAAUGUUCCUUGACUGAUUCGAGCAGUGCCCGUUAGACAGAAUCCUGAAAGGGUAGAAUUAAAAAUUGACAACCUUUUAUCAUUACAGAUGAGUUGUCAGGGCUGAAUGAACUUCUAAACAUAUGAAGCCAUUGCUUUGUAAAAAAAUGGAGGGGCAUCACCUCCUUUCCCUUUGUAAGGAUUGUUUGGAGUCUAAAAUGUCUUGAUGUGAAAUUUGGCACUGAGCUGUCAACUUUGUGAUAAGUCCUUAACCGGUGAUUUUACGGUGGCGGCAUUCUUUAAAAUGUGAAUUUUUUUAACUUACAUCCAAAACUAGUACUCCAUCUUUAAUCAUGUACAUAUUAGAGAGCUCAAUUCAAAAUUGUUAUGCCCUUAGACAAUUGACGGGUGAUAAUAAAAAUUGUGAUUUGAUUUCUCGGCUCUCCGAACACUGUUGCAAUGCAACAUCUGUUGAUUGAAUUUUUGUUUUUCAUUAUCCUAUUUUGCUCUUAAUUUUUCAUGAAUUCAUCCUCCCUUUCGUCCUCUUUGUAGAUUUUUUUUGUUUGGAAUUGCUUGUCAAAAUAUUGGACAUUUUGGUCAUUGUAACAUCUACAUGUAUUUCAAAUUUUUUAUUUUGACAAGCUGUACAGCAUGAAAAUUACACAUAGCUUCUCAUAUCUCCAAUUUUGUGUUUUGAUCACAAACAUGAUCAGCUCUCACCGGCAUCGAAUGCACCUAUAAUUCAGAUUGAUAAAGUGCCUGUGAAAGCUUAUUUUAACUUAUUUAAAAUUUUUUUACUUUACUCUUUCCUGUAGAUACUUUUGUUCUCGAAAAAAUCCGUGUGCCUUUCUCUUUAAAUUUAGAUUCAAUUUUUAGGAGCAAGAAGGGUUACUAAACAAUCUAGAAAUUUUUACCUCUCCAAAAUGUUUUCUUCUUGCAGAUUUAUGUAAGAUACUUUAGUGGGUUAGUCCUGCAGCAUUUCUAUAUUCAACUAGUUUCCAACUCACUGAACAGCUUUUAAAAGGCUCAUAGGUUUAGAUAAUAAUAAAAGCCACCAAUAGAAUUUGAUGGUCCAUAUGCAUAUCUUUCCUACAAGAACAUAUUUUGCCAAUGAGCCUGUUUCCUGAAAUUUUUUUUUCUUUUAACGCCUUUUUCCCCCCCUUUUCCAUCUGAAUUGCAAGUUGUUCUUAAAUUCUCUCCUCUUUUAACCUCCUCCUGUCCUGUCAACUUGUUCUGUUUUGUCAUGUUUCAUCCUCAGGAAUUUAUAACAGAAGCCAGGCAUUAGCACUAGGACUGUUUCAUGUGUUUUUUAAAAUUUAUCUAAUAUUUUUAGAUCUACGAGUCCAGAUAAAAAGCUUUUUAAAUCUUGUAAAAUGAGUAGCCACACCAAUAUGCCAAAGUUAUCAAAUGGAUGCACCAUAGACUGUGAAGAUGAUGUAGAAAUGUGAUUCCCCAAUCGGUUUUGAAAUAUUUAGCCUAAUUUUUAUUUUAGUCGUGUUAGUUCUAUGAAUUUAUUGUAUGAAUGUACAAAGACAUGCCUAUUUCUCGUUAUUUUUUAGUUUUUCUAAGUAUCAUCUUGUAUCAGAGGCUGUUGAGUGUGAAAGACAUUUUAGGUGAUACCUGUCAUCUACAUAAAUAAUUGCGUUCAGUAAAAUUGAAAGGUAAAAAUUCUAUCCAUUUCAGUUUGUUUUAUUAUUUUCAUCUCCUGCGUGUUAUAGUAUGAGCAGACAUUUUCAGUAACUAUAACUAUACGUUUCGGAGGUUUUGAAGUAAAAAGGAUAGUAAGGGUAUAUUGCCCCUGAAAGUUUCCUUUAUUUGUCCAAUCAGACACUGGACGUUUUUGAUAGAUGAUUUUAGUUGUGCCUGCCCCUUUCGUGUGAAUGAUACCCUGGUGCAUUUAUUUUGAUUUUUUCUUCUCCCUAUUUGUCAAUUUUUCCAUGUUUUUAUAUUUAUGUUUUUAACUUUACCAAUUUUAUGUCAGAGUCUUCUCUAUACUGAGGCAAUUUAGCUGCCUCCUCCAAAAAGAAAUUGUCAUAUAUUCUUGAAUAUUUUUUCUGUGGAUCAAGAAAUUCAGACUCUUUUGCAAUUUUCUGUAUCAGCUUGUUGGCAUUUAAAGAAACAAGCAGACUCUGUGUAAUAAUACAAUUUUAUUUGUGUUUGUAAAUAUAUGUAGUGGAUCAUACUUGUAUAUAAUAGCUUCAAGUAAUGUUCGAUAAAAUUUAUGCCUGAAUAUUAUAGACUGUCUGUUGAUUAUUCAAUGGACAGAUACAGCCAGAACUAGACUUCUGUAUUUCAUGUUGCCUACUUUCCUAUUAUGUUUUUUUUUCUUCUUCUUUUUUUAAUACAGAAGAACUAAGUGAUAUAGCUUGUUUGAAUAUUUUGUAAUUUUCCAUGACAUUAUGGAUAGUAAAUUCAUAAAAUUUCAAAGCAGAAUGCUCCUUAGUUUUCCUGUAAAAAAGGAAAUAUAGAAAGAAAUUAGACAACAAGCAAUGCAGAUAGGCUAAUUCUAGCCAGGGCAAUCCAUAUGUGCUCCGUGAUAUGAUUUUUUAUAUUAUUUCCGUUGAAAAGAUUUUGUAUAAAGUUUUAGCAAUAACUUUUUAUGAAUCAAAUGAAUUUAAAUGUAUAAAUGAGUAUUCUUUGUUUUGUUUUAAUGGGUGGCCAGUCUUUCUGAGAGAUGCGAAAUUCCCUGAUUCUCUAGUCUCUUGCAGAAAAAAAAAUGACAUAAUUUCUUUCUAUUUCAUACUUUAAAGAUAUUCCUCCUUUCUUUUCAACAUUCCCAUUUAUAAAGGGAACUAGCCACCCUACUUUGUGCCUUAAAUGUUAAAACAAAUGAAAUUUCGGGGCUUUUCAUCUGUAGCCUGUUGAAGUUGUAAGAUUGUCCUCUUGUAAUUCGUGGAUUUAUACAAUUAAAUGCUGAACGUUUUGAUUCAUAGAUUACUGUAAGCUUCUCUCCAUGAUGUGAAUUUUAGUGUUUUGUUCAAUUUUUAAAGAAAAAAAUUUAGCUCCUAUUACUCAUCUCUCCUCCAAGAGAGAUCUCACGCCUUCAAUUUGCACUUUAGUCAUUCUCUAGCCAGUUUAAGUAUGUUAAUCAAAAUGUGCAGCUCUUAGAUUUUUUUUCUCAGAGGUCAAAACAAUUCCUGUCAAUCCUCACAACCCAUGAUAGCCACAAGUUUCAAAUUUUAUAUUUUUUUUUUUUUUUUUUUAUUGUUACUGUAAACUUGGGUUUUACUAUUCAUUGUCAUACUUUUGAAUGCUACUUUUGCAAUAAAAAAAUGAAAAUAUUGUUUUAAA
Messenger RNA from Bemisia tabaci, 5615 nucleotides. RefSeq names its product scavenger receptor class B member 1. Gene Ontology annotation, molecular function: scavenger receptor activity. The record is from RefSeq and is a predicted model, not a curated record. NCBI's taxonomy places the organism in Eukaryota, Metazoa, Arthropoda, Insecta, Hemiptera, Aleyrodidae. Gene Ontology annotation, cellular component: membrane; cytoplasm.